This is a messenger RNA of Microplitis mediator, 5177 nucleotides long. RefSeq names its product ankyrin repeat and KH domain-containing protein mask-like. Gene Ontology annotation, molecular function: protein binding. Bases 100 to 4161 code for a protein of 1353 amino acids. The record is from RefSeq and is a predicted model, not a curated record. Gene Ontology annotation, cellular component: cytoplasm. Gene Ontology annotation, biological process: innate immune response. The transcript is spliced from 7 exons. Lineage: Eukaryota; Metazoa; Arthropoda; Insecta; Hymenoptera; Braconidae.
ACGCUGACCACGAAGUAUCAAGUCAAGAGCAUUAUUGUCUAGACUAGACGGUCUAGUGUGUCUUGUGCGUUAGAAGAAGCUGCUGUAGCAUUUACUAGAAUGCAUAGUGAUAAUUCACGUGGGCAGAACGAGCAACGUUCGCUUGUUGAAGCCUGUACUAAUGGUGAUGCUGAAACUGUUAGAAAAUUAUUAACUAAAGGACGCAGUGUCCACGAAACUACUGAGGAAGGCGAAAGUCUGAUUUCUCUUGCUUGUUCUGCUGGAUAUUAUGAAUUAGCGAAGGUACUGUUAGCAAUGAACGCCAACGUUGAGGAUAGAAGUAUCGAAGAAGACCGCACUCCGCUGAUGGAAGCUGCGAGUGCUGGUCAUAAUGACAUUGUUGGUUUGCUCAUCGCUCAUGGGGCAGACGUCAAUGCGCGAUCUACUUCCGGUCAUACACCAUUGAUGUACGGAUGUGCUGGUGGCCACGAGGAGCUAGUUAAGGCAUUACUUGAAGCUGGCGCAAAUGUUGAAGAUCAUAAUGAAAAUGGGUAUACACCAUUGAUGGAAGCAGCAAGUGCUGGCCAUGUGCCAGUAGCUAAAAUCUUAUUGGAACAUGGUGCCAACAUUAAUACUCAUUCGAAUGAAUUUAAAAAAUCGGCAUUAACACUCGCGUGUUACAAAGGUCACCCUGAUAUGGUCAGAUUUUUGAUGGAAGCAGGUGCUGAUCAAGAGCACAAGACGGAUGAAAUGCAUACUGCGCUGAUGGAGGCAUCGAUAGACGGUCAUGUAGAAGUAGCCCGACUGUUGUUGGACUCAGGUGCCCAAGUUAAUUCGCUGACUGAUAGUUUUGACUCGCCAUUAACACUGGCUGCGUGUGGUGGUCAUAUUGAUUUAGCGAUGCUUUUAAUCGAACGUGGAGCAAACAUCGAGGAGGUUAAUGACAAGGGUUAUACAUCAUUGAUGGAAGCUGCACGUGAAGGUCAUGAAGAUAUGGUGACAUUACUCUUAAGUCAGGGUGCGAAUAUUAAAGCUCAGUCUGAAGAGACCCAGGAAACGGCACUCACGUUAGCGUGUUGUGGUGGUUUUCUUGAAGUUGCUGAUAUUUUAAUCAAAGCCGGAGCUGAGAUUGAGCAGGGAGCAUCAACGCCUCUCAUGGAAGCUGCUCAAAAAGGUCAUCUGGAUCUUGUACGUUAUCUCCUUGAGUCUGGUGCAGAUGUUCAUGCUCAGACUCAAACCGGUGACACAGCACUUACCUACGCGUGUGAGAAUGGUCACACGGAUGUUGCAGAUCUUUUACUUCAAUUUGGUGCGGAUUUAGAGCACGAAUCUGAAGGUGGACGAACACCUCUGAUGAAAGCCUGUCAGGCUGGGCAUCUGUGCACCGUACAAUUUUUAAUAUCUAAAUUGGCCAAUGUCAAUCGCAAUACGACCAAUAACGAUCAUACGCCAUUGUCGCUUGCCUGCGCUGGCGGACACCUUGCGGUUGUCGAGCUAUUGCUUACCCAGUCUGCUGAUCCAUUCCAUAAACUCAAGGACAAUUCAACUAUGCUGAUUGAGGCAGCCAAGGGUGGACACACCAGUAUUGUUAAACUAUUUCUUGACUAUCCUCAUAGUACUAUGUUGAAUGCUCAGCAUAAUGCUGCUACCCCUGCCCCUAUGCUGCAACAAGUAAUUCAACCACAACCUUUGCCUCAACAACAAGCACCAUCAAUUCAACAGCUCCAACAUCAACAACACCAACAACAGAGUCCUGAACAAAACCAAAACCAAAAUUUACAAGCGCAGCAAGUGCGGACUCAGCCUGCAGGUGAAGCUAUCGCUGCAUCGAUAGAUGACACAAAUAUCGUAGAUAAAGGUAGCGAUGUUUUUACCAGUUUAUCAGAACCUAAUAUUGCAUUAAGUUCAACGCCAUUACCUGUUACUGCGUCCACGUCUGCUGAGAGUCGUAAAAAUUCGCAACACGAAAAAAUUCUUCAUAAACAACAAAUUCUCGAAGAAUUACAGAGGAUAGAACGCGAACUUCAGAUCAAAGGCGCAGGCCAUUUGUUUUUAGGUAUUCCCAAUUUAGAUGAACAAAAAAGACAACUAAAAUCCGGUGAUGGUGCGGGUUCAACUGAUUCACUACUAUCAGGAAUGUCGAAUAUUAAUUUAUCAGCUCAAUCAGCUACUGCACUUCAUGUUGGUCCAGACAAUCAAUAUGAAUUAGAGCUUAAGAAAUUUGGUAUUUGUGACAAAGAACAAGAGCAGCUCUCAAAAGACCUUGUAUCCAUGGAAAAACAUCAGGUAUUGCGUCAAGUUGAGCAGGAUGCCAACGGCUCUGGAAGACGAUUUAGUAAGAAAUCAAAUCGAGGAAAGUUUCUAGAUGAUGUUUAUAAGAAAGGUUUUAUACGCGGUUUGCGUAUGGGAGCUGCGCAAAUACGUAGCAGUGAAUCACCUUAUGAGGAAUCUAAACUCGAUCCAACAAUUAUAGAUAAUCUAGUGCUGGGUUGGAAUCUAAAUGCAGCUACACGGAACAAGGACAAAAAUGGAGCUAAAGUUAGUGCUGGUACUAGUAGCAGUAGCUCAAGUAGCAGCAUUAGUAGUAGCAGUGCAAGCAGUAAUCUGGUUCAAGUAGCAAAGCAGACUCACGAACUGGCAACGAGUACCGUGACAAGCCUUACGGUACCCGAUGAAAAACAAGUAUAUACCGUAAAUGCCUGUACUAAAGAGAAAAAAGCUAAGCAUGCUCUUUUAUCACAGCAGCCUUCUCCAUGCCAACAGCAGCAGCCGCAACCGCAACAACAACAAACCACUGCUGGUCCGGUAGUAGUUGGUCAUGUUCAACAGCAACAAAUUCAACAAAGUUAUGAAUUAGAUCCAGCGAUAAGUGUACCAGUUGGAGCGUAUGCAGGCAGUAUUGUAGUAUCUACAGGUGCACAGGUCACUACAGAUCCAGCACCUGAUACUUAUCCACCGGAAAAUCAGAAUCAGCAAUUCGCUAGUAUGGAUGUUGAUUCAGAAAUAGAUAGCAAUCAUGACACGGCAUUAACGCUUGCAUGUGCUGGUGGUCACGAGGAACUCGUUGAAUUUCUACUCAGUCGUGGUGCGGACAUUGAACAUCGUAAUGAAAAAGGUUUUACACCAUUAAUAUUAGCAGCAACUGGUGGACAUGAAAAAGUUGUUGAAAUACUUUUACAUCACAAUGCAGACAUUGAAGCGCAGUCUGGACGUACUAAAGAUACACCAUUGUCACUUGCUUGCAGUGGUGGAAGAUUUGAGGUUGUAAAACUAUUACUGUCUCGUAACGCCAAUAAAGAACAUCGCAAUGUAUGUGACUAUACACCACUGAUUUUAGCUGCAUCUGGCGGUUAUGUCAAGAUAGUAAAACUUUUGCUGCAAAAUGGUGCUGAACUAAAUUCACGAACAAGUUCAAAACUUGGAAUAACUCCAUUGAUGCUUGCUGCUAUGAACGGUCAUACUCAGACAGUUAAAUUACUUUUGGAUAUGGGUGGUGAUGUUAAUGCGCAGAUUAAAACAAACCGUAAUACUGCUUUAACUCUUGCUUGCUUCCAAGGUAGACAUGAAGUUGUAAGUCUGUUACUUGAUAGUAAAGCAAAUUUUGAGUAUCGACCGAAAACAGGAGUAACACCAUUAAUGGAAGCCGCCAGUGGUGGUUACGUUGAAGUUGCUCGUGUUUUAUUAGCUGAAGGCGCGGAUGUUAAUGCAACUCAUAUAUUCUCGGGUGAUACUGCCCUUACUAUUGCCGCUGACAACGGUCACUACGGUUUUGUUGAAUUUUUAUUAGCACAUGGUGUCCUAGUUGAGGUUAAAAAUAAAAAAGGUCAGAGUUCGUUGUGGCUCGCUGCAAAUGGCGGGCAUCUUAACGUUGUUGAACUUUUACACAAUGCCCAUGCUGACAUUGAUUCACAAGACAAUAAUAAAGUGUCUUGUUUAAUGGCAGCGUUUCGUAAAGGACACACUAAAGUUGUUGAAUGGAUGGUUGGUCAUGUAACGCAAUUUCCAAGUGAUCAAGAAAUGACAAAGUAUAUUGGUACUGUUAUUGACGAAGAACUAUUGGAAAAGUGUCAAGAGUAUGUUAAAAUAAUACGCGCUGCUAGAGAAACUCGAGCAGCUACAGCCUAUAAAAAUGCCAGUAUACUUUCGAAAGAAUUAGAUGUGGAAAUAAAUACCAUUUGUUAAUUUUAACAACUUAAUUUGGUUUUUUUUUUUUUUUUUUUUUUUUUAAGCGCAAGGAAAAAAAUUCUAUCUCGAUUACGGAUCUAGAUCAUUGAAAAAUUCAAGUUUCCCAUUUAAAUAACACAAGAAAUUUUUUUUUUCAAGCUCAGAGUAUUUUUAACUCGUUAACAGAUCAAUAGGUCGAAUAGAUAAUGUAUAUUUUUGUAGGAAAUGAAACGCUCUACAAAAAAGGUCUUUAUAAUUUUUUAUAAAUCUACCCUUUCAUAAGUUUUUUCAAGUUAAAGUUUAAACUACAAUAAAUUUCGACAUUGUUGGACUUUUUUGGCGGAACAAUUAGACUUGUAACAAAAUGUCGGAUCCUUUUUCGAAGACAAUUUCGUUUUCUACAAUUUAUCUCUAAAACAUUUUUCGAAACUCCGAUACGCUCUUUAGUUAUUUGCAUUUAAAAUUAAUUUUCUUUUAAAAAACUGUCUCCUGAUUUUGAUUGAUUAUAAAAAUACAAAUCGUAGAUUUUUUUUACUUGAAUUUUUUUUAUCUAUGAUUAUCAAAUUAUUGAAAAAAGUUAAUUAUAAUGUACUUAUCCAUGAUCCUGAAGUUGGUAGACAAUUAAAAAUUUUAGGGUUUUAUUUUGAACAAUUAAAUUUGAAGAAAAAAAGAAACUGAAAAAAUGCACAUGUAGAAAAUUAAAAAGACUAUAAGUGUAAUUUUUUUUAAUAUUUUUUUUUUCAUAAUUUAUUGUUUUUAAAAAAUCCUAAAAUUAUUAGACGUCCGCUAACUUCAGUAUCAUACUUAUUCAAGAGACAAUCGCAGAUUGAUAUUAUUUAUUUUUACUAAAAAAUAUUUUUUGAAUAACGGGAACAUUUCUAUCGAAGUUUAUUCAAAUAAUUAAUAAGUACAUUAAUUUUUUCUAUAAUUUUUAAAUGAUAACAUUUAAAUAUUGACAAAAUAGUCAAGACUACCAGAUUUUGUAGUAUUGAGAUAAUUAACAACUCCAGGAGAGUAUUCCAAAAUUAUUUUUG